AUUUGCAGAUCGAUAUGAAUUGUUAAAGUAACAUAAGAAAUUACAUAGCUAUUGCCUAACUAAAACAAUAGCACAGUGAGGAACUGUUAAAUAUAGAUUCCCAUCCAAGCUUAAUAGACAGAACUCUCCCACCGAAGAUAACAAUUUGUGUCAUGGUGAGCCCUCUUACAGAUUUGUUGAGGAAAACUUUCUAAACGCCCUGCAUAACUAUGCAACGAGGUUACAUCAAGUGUAGCAAAUAGGAGACGCACAAAGCAGGCAAUGAUGGCAAUAAUGAUUCAGAGAAUUUGAGAGUCAAGAUCUGUAUCAAAUAUUUGAAGUAAACAAGACUAAAAAGAGAGUGGUUUAGAAGUAAAAAGUGUUUUCACGUUAAUAAGGACUUAGAAGAAUCUUACGAAAAGGGGAACCACCACAACGACGCCUAUUGCUAUGGCGAGAUACAUGUAAAGCCUGAUCAAUUGACAGAUCCAAGACAUUAAAAGAAAAUAUAACACAUUCAAAACUGUAGCAAGGGCAAGGCAACAACACAGACAUCCUGCGCAGUGAAAUUGUAAGUUACAGUGACUCGGCCUCACUGAACGGACGGCGACACAUUUGUUACCACAUGCGAGUUGAAGGAAUAGGAAUGUUCGAGAAGUAUUCUAUCGUGUGUCUAUUUUCAUGACUAUUAUUUUUUUUAAAUUCAAGGAGAAAGUUGAUGAAUUAAGCGAUAGAAAGAACAAUGCAAUCGAAUUUGACCAAUAGUGUGAUAGAGGUUGCGUCCAACUUUAACGUACACGUGUCGUGUGAUGACAAUGAGGAACAUGACCACUUCUCGUCCAUCUUUACCUGCUUUAUCAUCACCUGGUUGAUUUUAAUACUUGUGGCGGAUCUAGUAGGCAACACUUUAGUGAUUCUUGUGAUUCUUAAAAACCCGAGCAUGCAUGACCGAACGCAGACAACUAAUUUUUUCCUGCUCAACCUUGCCGUUGCGGACCUUUUGGUUGCCUUGGUGAUUCCGUUCUCCAUUCACUCCGCUUAUAAAGAAUGUUGGGAUAUGUCCAUGAUUCUGUGUAAACUGAAUUCGUUUCUAGUGACACUGUCUCUUCUUACGUCUAUCCACACUCUAAUGUAUAUUAGUAUACACAAAUUUAUCAGCGUUAGGCGAGUAGCAAUCAUGAACAAUUUCAAUAAACCGGUGACACGAAGGACAUCUCUGAUCAUGAUUGUGGCUGCCUGGAUGUACGCUCUCGUCUUCAGCGUAUUAACAGUAAUUUCCGACCCAAUUUUCAAGGAGAAAACUCUUCAGUGUGGGCCACGGUACCCCGUCUUUGGAAAUACUACAUUCUUCCUUCACAUUGGUAACCAGAUAGGAAAUCUUUUUGUUCCGUUAGUAAUAUUAACUUUCUGUUAUAUCCGGAUAUUCAUGUACAUCAGACAUCAUACCCACGAACAGCGGAACAUUUCCUUAACUACAAGUGAUGGAAAUACAUCUCAAGGUGAGAGGGGUGUGACCUUGACAUUGGUGAUAGUCCUUGCGUUUUUCCUGCUGUCAUGGUUACCUUACAUCGUUUACACCAACUAUGGGGCCAUUGUGAAGGAUAAAAAGAAUGACAUACCCUACUACCUCAAUCCUUUGGCGUACUGUUUUGGCUACAUGAACAGCGCUUAUAACCCGCUGAUCUACGCGUGGAGAAUCCCGAGAUUCAGACAAGGAUACAAGGACAUAUUCAAUAAAACCAAGUACUUCGUCACCAUUGUGGACGGAGGUCGAAGAGUUCGGCGCCCUGUCACCCCUAGUAUGAUCGAAAGCGAGGCUGGCCGACGACUGUCGGCCACUCAAAGGUCCAUCAGUGACGUUCGGAUUUCGGCAGUAGGCCAUUCUUGUCAGAACAUCAAAUAGUUAUCAAUUAUCAACGGUUCCAAGAAGCCAAAGGGGAUCCAACUUAUUUACAUUUUUGCAUUACCGUUCAAAACAAUUUUGUAUGAAAUAUCUGCUCAUAUCAAACACCAGGCGUUGGAGGCGACCACAUUAUCAGUCAACGGUCAACGUGCAUACAAGAAGAAAAUCAAGUUCGGACGGAACGACUUUACUCUAAAUAGAGGGAACAGGAGAAAAAAUGUCAUCUGAACAAAAAAGAGAACAGAUUAUAAAUCUAUUUAGGAAGUCAAUGUCAAUUAAAAAAAACUUGUUUAUGAAAUAAAAAAAAAUCUUAAAAUGUCAAUAAAAUAUGUUGAUAUUGUUUAUUACUAUGCAUGUCUGUACAAUUUUUAUCUUUAUGUCAGGGAGUUAUUUUAACUUGAUUGUGCAUUACCGGUUAUCCAGACGUGAUAAAGUGCUAUAUGAUGUGCGAUGAUGUAAAAUUCGAAUGAUGUGCCAUGAGAUGUUUUGGCAAUGCUAUGUGAUGUAUAUGUAUAUGCUUUGAGAAACUUAAAUAAAAGUGAAAUACAAGGCCAAAUAAAAUGGCAUGCUAUAAUAAAGUAUUUUUUGCUACAAGAUUCGAGCAAAUAGCCAUCUGUAUACAGACGCGAUUCAAUAUAUCGAAUAAAAAUAAUUCAUAGCUUAGGUUGACUACUAAUCUGCAACGUAAAUACUUAUUUUUAAAAUGAAAUAAAUAAAAACUGAAUUGAAAUUACAUGUAUAAUUUAUGCUAUAAUAUGCAAUGGUAUUAGUUUUUAAAAUCUAAUGGUAUGCUAUGAGAUUGAAUGUUUUGGUAUUCCAACGAUAUUUAACACAUAUGAGGUUUAAUUGAUAUGCUAUAAUAUGGUGUAAAAAUAAUGCUUGAACUGACUGUAAAAUUAGGCAAAAUUAAGUUUAAAACAUGUUUUUAUAAAUUGUCAUGAAAUAUAUUUGAAAUAAAUACAACGAAAAUAUUUCAUUAAAAAAAAAAAACCAUGUUAAGUUAAGCAAGGUAAAAGCAAACACGGUUAAAGGGAGUUGACGGACCAUCAAACAUGGCGACCAACUAAAACUCUUACAUUCAUACGACUUAUUAAUUUGUUAAUAAAUGUGGUUCAAAGGAUCAAAAGUGUUUAAUAAUCAUAAACUAUACUAUACAUGUAAAUAUGUAUUCUUUUUAGCAUUCCUGGUGUGUGUAUUGUAACUAUAUACUGCAAACGUAUUACAUGUAACUGUGUAACUAUUCUUUUUAGCGUUCCUGGGUGUGUAGUAAUCAUUUGCUGUACACGAAUUACAUGUGACUAUGUAUUCUAUCUAGCGUUCCUUGUGUGUGUAUUAAUCAUAUGAUGUAAACGUAUUACAUGUAACUGUGUAUUCUUUUCAGCAUUCCUGGUGUUUUUAGAAAGCAUAUGCUGUAAGCUUAUUAAAUGUAAUUGUGAAUAUUUUAAGCGUGUGUAGUAAUCAAAUGCUAAGGACGUAUUACAUGUAAAUGUGUAUUCUUUUAAGCGUUCCUGUGUAUGUAAUAAUUAUAUGCCGUUAACUUAUUACAUGUAACUCUGUAUUCUAUUUUUCGUUCCUGGUGUGUGUAGAAAUCAUAUACUGUAAACGCAUUACAUGUAACUGUGUAUUCUUUUUAGCGUGCGUUCCCGGUGUGUGUAAUCAUAUGCUGUAAACGUAUAAAAUGUAACUGUGUAUUUUAUUUAGCGUAUCUGGUGUGUGGAGUAAUCGUAUACAGUAAACGUAUUACAUGUAACUGUAUUCUUUUAAGCUUUCCUGGUGUGUUUAGUAUUCAUAUGCCGUAAUCGUAUUACAUGUAACUGUGUAUUCUAUUGAGCGUAUCUGGUGUGUGGAGUAAUCGUAUACAGUAAACGUAUUACAUGUAACUGUGUAUUCUUUUAAGCGUUCCUGGUGUGUGUAGUAAGCAUAUUCUGUAAACUUAUUACUUAAGCUUUCCUGGUGUGUGUUGCCAAUUACUGUAAACGUAUUUCAUGUGGAUGUGUAUUCUUUUCAGCGUCCAUGGUAUGUGUAGUAAUUAUUUAUUGUAAACGUUUUACAUGUAACUAUGCAUUCUAUUUAGCUUUUUUAAUGUGUGCAGUAAUUAAAUACUGUAAUCGUACCAUAUGUAACUGUUUGUUCUUUUUAGCGUUUAUGGUGUGUGUAUUGUAAUUAU
Messenger RNA from Magallana angulata, 4049 nucleotides. RefSeq names its product neuropeptide FF receptor 1-like. The transcript is spliced from 6 exons. NCBI's taxonomy places the organism in Eukaryota, Metazoa, Mollusca, Bivalvia, Ostreida, Ostreidae. Gene Ontology annotation, cellular component: membrane. Gene Ontology annotation, molecular function: G protein-coupled receptor activity; peptide binding. The record is from RefSeq and is a predicted model, not a curated record. The coding region runs from base 722 to 1882 and encodes 386 amino acids. Gene Ontology annotation, biological process: G protein-coupled receptor signaling pathway.